GGCAUUUUUAAAAAACUUUGCGACCCUUUGCUCAUCGAAUGAACUUCCCAAAUGUAUUGUACUUUAUUGAGAAAUAUUUAAGAAUCAGGACGACGCCUGGACGCUGAGAACCAACUUCAACAAUUCAAUUCAACUUUCAUCAGACAAUUCAAUUUACAAAUAUGUCAGUGCCAGAGGUCUUCCUUGCCAAUGGGUUGGAAUCAGUAGGAAUCGUCCAUCAGGGACUGCAAUACCUGAGGGAAGCCGUCCAACAGCAGCUACAGGAGACAGAAAGGAGACACAGAGAUGAGCUGGAGAGGAGGAUUCAUAGCAACACUCUUCUUUCAGCAGAUGUGGACCGACCGACCGGGGGUACUAAUGAAGUAACUUGUCAAACAAAACCUGGAGAACUAAGGCGAUAUGCCUCUACACAUGCACUGACAUCUGCUAAUAGAACAUCAAAGAAUUCUAGGCUGUUAGAGGUACCUGCUCCAGCUUUGGGAUAUUCAUCAGACCCGAAGCAUCCCCCUCGGCUGCUUCCCUACCAUACGCAGCAGUGUGAACGUGCAGCUUCAUUCAAAACAACGCAGCAGAGGAAAGAAGAAGCGGAGGAGGCUGAGUGCAAGAAGAAGUUCAGUGCACUUCCAAUCCCCAGUCAAAUCAGACAUCCCCUCUACCAGGAGAUGAUGGAACAGAGGGACAAAGAGAGGAAGCAAAGACUUGAGCAAAGGAAAACUUUUCUGCUCUCUGUGCAAAAACCUUUUAGCUUCCAGGAUAGAGAAAAGAAGAAACAGGACAAGUUCGCUGCAAUGGUGACCCAAGUCUCCCAGGAGGCAAAAAAGACAACUUUAGACAAAAUUCAACAGUCCGCUUCCAAGCUACUCAAAGAGAAAGAUCAGGACCAUUGCAGAAAAGUCCACGUAAGUACCAUUGAACGAGAGAAGCCUGCAGCCUUCGAGAGACCCAAAUCUCGCACAGCAGAGCGGACCAGAAGAGAAAAGCUUGGUUUCCUGGACGAGAAGCCAAGCUUCCAGCCAAAAAUCAACCAUAAGGUGCCAGAUUUCAGUCGUCUGCACAAAGCUCUGCAGACAGAGAGGAUGAUAAAAUCACCAGUUAAAGAUGUGAUCAGGUGUCAGCCCUUUUACCUGAGGACAUCUGCCCUUCCUGUCCGGCAGAAGAAACAGAGCCCUGAAAAGUCCCAGAUUUCUGGUAAUCUCAAUCGAAGUAAGUCAUGUGGAGCGCUGACGUCCUUGUCUGCCGACACGCUUCCAACUUACAUCACAGAUGCAACAAGGAAACGCUGCAUGGCCAUCAGGAUGUCCAUGGAAAUGAGGGAUUGGAAGAACCAGGCAAGUGAAGACUGGUUGAAGAAGUACAGGACCAAGUCUGAGGCCAUGAGGAAGACUGUUUCCCAUCAUUCCAAGUUACUGGACCCUCACAAAAGCUUGAGAGAAGUCUUUGAGGAAAGACUAAAGCACCAUCGGGAGGCAGAUCAGCAAAGGACAAGCGAUUACAAGAGGGAUCUACGGGACAUGAAUGCUCGUGUUAGAGAGCGUCCCCUGUUGUUUGAACAGGUGAAACAGAGAAAUGCAAAAGCUCAAGCAGAGCAGACUUACAAGAACGAACUGAAGAAAGCUGGCGUAAAAGAGCAGUUUGUGGAAGAAAAGGGAGGAAUGGUGAAGGGAACAUCUAUUUUAUCUACAUUGGAGGAUGACACCACCCCAGAUGUCGACAGAAAUGACAAUGCUAUCCAAGAAAGUGAUGCAGAGUGAGAAUUUAAUCAGUUGUUUUUUCCCUAAACAAUGUAAUCCCACUGUGUCCGGUAAUAUCGUAAAUAGCACGCUCACUCGAGAGCCAAGGACUUCUUGUGGUUUGCUCAUGUGACAUUACAUGAUUUUUUUUCCUGGGCCUGCCCUGCAUAAGAAAAAAUAUGGUAGACAAGUAAAAAUUUGAUAUAAUUACAAUACAGCCAUUUUCUAACCCAACAUGCCUGAUUUAGGUAGGAAAAUGUAGACAACGGUGGAGAAAAUUUAAGAUGUGGAGGAGAACAACAUGGGGGAAGGAUUGUCAUGAUCAGACGGUACAAUGUUUUUGUGGCCUCUCAGCUAGAAAACAACACUGUAUUCAAAUAUGACUCAUGUCUAGCGAACCACUUCAACAAUGUGAUAUGCCAACAAUUGUAACUAUGAAUUAAGAAAUCUCAAAACAUCUGAACCAGACAAUUCCAAGGGGAAAACAUAGAAAAGUGUAUGUAACUGUAGAUAAUCAUUUGUAAAUCAUAUUUUAGAUACUUAUAGAUGAAAUAGAUUAUUCUGAAAACAAUAACAUGUUUUGUAGAAUUGUGGACAACUGAUUACCAAAAUAAA
Messenger RNA from Nerophis lumbriciformis (worm pipefish), 2345 nucleotides. RefSeq names its product FAM161 centrosomal protein B (gene fam161b). Gene Ontology annotation, cellular component: cilium. The record is from RefSeq and is a predicted model, not a curated record. Gene Ontology annotation, biological process: cilium organization. Lineage: Eukaryota; Metazoa; Chordata; Actinopteri; Syngnathiformes; Syngnathidae.